AUGGAAAGAUCCGGACGAGCCUUCUUUGACUGUGCAUCUGAGGCAGGGACCAGCGAUGAGCCGCAUAGCUUUGGGGUGUCGUCGACACCAACAGAGCUCGAGUACGACUUCUAUGACGCCCUUGACGUAUUUGCGGCUUCGGAAGCGUAUCAGGUCCCUUCUGCCACUAUCACUCACGUUGGGGUUCUGGGCGAGUUCACAAGAUUCCAUUUUGCACUCGGCAGCGGUCUCAGCUCGCAGGUUGUCCAGCAUGUUACAAACGAUGAGACAAACCAGAUACUGCCAGCGAAUACCGUAUUGGCCCUGAAGAUAUUCGUAUCUCGACCGGUAGUCGAUUCAAAUUCCGCCGCCAGGGCAUCUCAGAGUGACGUGUUUGCUACGAUCGUGAGAGAGAUCAAAGCGAUUGCCCACCCGCUGCUCCGCAGUCAUGAGAACAUUGCCCAGCUUCGCUUUAUUGCCUGGAACGAGGCCCAGCCGUUUCCGAUGCUGGCGAUGGAGCUAGGGAACUAUGGGACUCUGGACCAUGUCAUUCGAAGCCGUGGCAGUGACUCGUCAACUUUUUCAUCUCAUCAGAAACAACACAUUACUCUGGAUAUUGCCGUGGGGCUGCGGGAAAUUCACCGAGCGGGGUUCAUACACGGUGACCUCAAACCAGAAAACAUUAUUAUCAUGAACCACCCGGACCCAAACCGUGGAGUUAUCGCCAAGCUGCUAGACUUUGGCGGGAGCUCAGAUGAUAUCCAGGGCGGACCGACACAUUUUACUCCUUUAUGGUGCGCGCCUGAAGUCCAAGGACAAAAAUCGUUCAUAGAUUGGGAAAAGUGUGAUAUUUACUCCUAUGGACUCGUCAUUGCCAGCAUCUGGGGGCGUAAUACCACGGACCAGCUUUACGGCGUUCAGGGGUCGAGCACUCAACUACAAACCAGUGUCUUGUCGACGUUCGCUAGUACCAACCCACCGACUAGCAACUUUGACCUGAUGAUGCGAGUUAGGAAGAUGCAGACCUUGGAUUGGAAAGAUACCAAUAGUCUUAUAUCAGUUCUUAGGAGCCGACUCGUGGCCAAGGUCCAGUCGAAUGACUUGGAUGUUCCCCAACUAGUUGGCAUCAUUCUUUCGACAUUGCAUACAGAGCACAGCAUGCGGCCAACUACCCAAGAGAUUAUUGAAAUGUUGCAGCCAGUUUUUAAGCGCCUUAUUCGGAAGGUUCCAAUUAUUGCACUAGAUGAUGGAACUGAGAGUGAUGGUUACUCUAGUGGUGGCAAUAUUGGAGCAGAAGAAAACGAACAAAGUGAUAAUGAGGAAGACGAUGAGGAAUACGAUGAGGAAAACGAUGAGGAAGACGAUGAGGAAGAUGAUGAGGAAGAUGAUGAGGAAGAUGAUGAGAGAUACAAUGAGAGAGAAAAAAAUGAAGAGGCAUUCCCUAGAAGCAAAGGACAAGAGAAACAGACACCCAGUCUGUUGACAAAGCACUCUCUAUUUAGAGACUCAGAUCAGAGUGGUUCUGCUCCGGGAGACGAUUGCGGGGAAGAGAACCCAAGAACUGAUGCUGGUACCGAUACCGGCAAAGACAGUUUUCAAGCCUCAGACUUUCUUACUUGGACCCUUCCACGAGUCUUGGCUUGGCUUCACUCAAAAAGCUCACGUCAUAAAAAGCGCCGUAGACACGCGUAUCGACUAAAAUGCGUAGAGAAACCCGAAGGCAAACAGUCUCCGUCCGAUGACGAGCUGGCUGUCAGGAGGUGUCAGCCACGAAACGAAGGAGUUGAAGAAGAUCUAGAGCCUAGCGAAAGGAAUAUAUGCGACGAAAAACCAGAAUUCGGCCACAUUUUAGAGGAGAAGCUUGACGAGGAUGGAGAAAAAGUAAGACUCCAGCAAAGGACCAACAUUGUUAAGCGAACCAAAGAUGUGGACCAUUGGAAAAUCGCAGUUGAUGCAUCGUCAUGGUGGACAAACAGGUCUCGGAAUGAUCUUUUUUUUAUCUACCGGCAACAUCUUGCUGCUCUCGGAGAUAUUCCAGAUCCUGUGGAGUAUGUCCGAGGCCUUAAUAUUGAGGAUGUUUCUGUUUCCAUCCCGAAUGACCAGUUGCCUUUGGAGUUUCUUCACGAUCUGCGCCGGGCAACCAUGCAAUGGAUGUCAAAAGUUUGCCCUGGGGUUGGCCCUGGCGCCAUCCCGUUACAAUAUCAACGCAAGAGCCUACACGCAUUCAACCUCGCCAUGUCCAACAUAUCAGGGCUGGGGAUACCACGCAACAGAAAGCUCGGAGCGGCGUGGAUGGCUGUUGCGGCUUUACAAGGAUACGACAAAGCGAUUUCCUUAUGUCCCCAUAUGGUUUCAGAGACCGAACUCGGGACCUCAGUUCCUUCCAGACUUUUUCUGUGUCUAGAUGCACUUCGAGGGUUACGAGGCGCUGUUGACCGUCUUGCGCAGCACUGGCCAGCUCAUUGGGAAAUGGUUCAGAAACUUCGACGCCAGAGGCCUCACCUGUGUGAAAAAGACGGAGUAUUCUGUAUAUUCGAUUCCCAGAGAGCUGUGCUGCACUAUUAUGAGGAUUCCCCCAUCGCUCAAGACUUUUACGGGGGUCAAUUACCUACUGUGCGAAGAGCAAUGAUGGCUGGGACCGUUUCCGACGUAAGGGAGAUACUGGAAAAAACGGUUGGGAAGAGCUUUAUGCCUCAAGAUGCAUCCGAAGAAAUACCCAUCCUCUUUCACUGGCUGGCAUACUCUGGCCUUCCGGAGACCGAGGCUAGCCAGCUUGCUCCUCUGGCAUACGAAGCGGGAGCCCGUCUAGACACUCUCGGCAAGGUUCACACCAUCUUUCUGGGCAAUGAGCGUGAAAACGUGACACCAUUCCUCGCAUCUAUCUUGAGGGGCCGCCCUCUUGUGGCUCUUGCGAUUCUCGCGUUACACGAGGAACACAACGAGCCUAUUAUAGACUUCCCGGACGCUCUAUACUUUUCAUCAAUGUACUUCCAACACAAAAUCGCUAGGAAGAUGAUCUCCCUUUCCAAAGACAAGCCAUGGCUUUGCUUCAACGGGUCGCAUCGAUGGGACUGCACAACGAAAUUUCUUUCGAGUGUCGUGCGUUUCAUGACUCUUAAGCCUGGGGGUGACCAAAUAGCAGAGGCCGAACGAUUUGCUAUUCAUGGCGAGAACUAUCACUUAGCCAAGAACGAGACCGAGCGAUUACUCUUGCAGAGCGGAGCAGAACCGUCGCGCGAAGCCAUCGAAAAUGUCAUAUAUUACGACGACACCAACAGCCUUGAGAAGCUCCUUUGUCACUCAGGUCAUUCCGAAUUUCUCCAGCAUCUUGGAAGGAACUCUAUUGAGCUUGGACAACUUUGUAUAGAAUGGGGAGCCAUUGGUUGCUUCAAGUACCUCUUGGCCGAGAAUAUCAUUCCUGCUAGAAACGACAGUGGCGGUGGCAAACUCGUACAUUUCGCUACUUGGAAGCUUCCUGAAAGUAGAGAGUUUCUCUCCCGUCUUUUGGAGCAUGGUGCGGAUAUUAUGACUAUUGACGAUCAAGGCAUAACAACUUUACACUGGGCCAUGUGGCGACGAGACAUGGUUGCUGUAGAAAUGCUUUCUCGACACUGUUCUCAAGACCAGCUUGAUAAACUGCUCAGCCGGAAUCCCGAGACCGGUCGCUCAAUAUUCUCUGACCUUGUCAUGAAAGAUAUCUUUCGCAAUGGGUUAAGUGUACCUUUUGAAGGGCUAGAAUGGUUGGCGAACCGUGGUGCCGUACACUACAUGUAUCAUGGGACAGAUGCCAAGACUCAGAAGGAUUGGGCGUGGCCUGUCUGGCACAGCAUCGUCGAACAACCCAGGCCGACGACGAGAGCAACUCAGUUGACCCAGACGAAGUUGGUAUCGUUUUUACUAGGCUUGGAAGCAUUUUCGGAAAAGAUGAAGACCGAAAUGUGCUCAACUUGUCAGGAGCUAAUACUCCACCACGCGGCUUACAAUGGCCAUUCUGGCAUUGUACGACUGCUGCUUCAACACAAUUUCGACGUGAACGCGCCAUGUUACUCACUUAGGUGGCAAAGGAAUACUAAAAAGAUGACAGCCUUGGAUCUUGUAUGGUCAAGACUAAGAGACGGCGACAUUCCAAAAGAGUUUCAGGCGGCUGGUCGACUCGAAGUAGCCAAAUGGAACGAAUCCCUCAUCGAGAUCGUCGAACUUCUUGUUGCAGCUGGAGGGAAGGGGGAUUUCUUUUACUGGGAUCGAAGAUGGGCAGUUCAACAGGAGGUUUCGGAUAGCCAACCCUGGGGUUCGACGCUUCUUUUCAACGGCGGGCAGGCCGUGGUUGGGAGCUGGCCAGAGCCAUUGCCGCCGAGUGCUCCGUUGGUAGCGGAUGAAAGGCCCAAGGCACGAAAGAAAAAGUCUUCCAGUCGUAGAAACCAGACACUGCCUUACUUUGAUCGAAAGUAUCAGUUGCGAAAGGCCCAGAACGAUGAGGAAUGGAGAGCUCUGGAGCCCAGCGAUUCCGACUCGUCUGAGAGUAGCAUAGAAGACGAUCGCAGGAACUUGCCUAUUUUGUUUUGGACAGAACAAUAUUCUCCACGGGAAACCACCAAAGCUUUGUUUCUGAGCGGAAAACGUAAUCCGCAGGUUACUGGCGAUUCAACAAAGAGAGUUAAGGAAGCUUUGAUACAACUCCCUCGUUGGGUUCAGCCCGACUAUGUUGAAGGCCUAACGACACCGCUUCACAUCGCCGCCUUGAGAAACGAUGCUGCAAGUCUCAGGUCCAUUCUGGAAACUGGUGAUAUUCCAGUCAAUAUCGGCGAUGAGCUAGGAUUCACUGCGCUAAGCCUUGCGGCUUGCGAAGGUCACGAAGAGGCCGUUCGGGUUCUUUUUGAAAACGGAGCAGUUCUCGAUAAGCCAGCAUCGCACGGAUACUUUGAAGGAGGUCAAGCGAUACAUGUUUGUUCAUUUCUUUCCUUCACGAAGCCUUCUAUGAUUGAGCUCCUGCUUCAGCUAGGUGCCGACCCCAACUCCAAGACUCUCGUGAAGAAUGGCAGGAACCAUACGGCUUUGACUGGCUGUCUCGAUGAACAUGACAGGCCUGAGAUUGUCCAGGUACUUGUUGCCGGCGGUGCCAGUCUUGAGCCGUUUGCAGACCCGGAACAGAAUGCUCUUGCGGUCGCUGUAACCAACAGGCGAGUUGAGAGUCUCAAACUUCUUUUGUCCGUUUCGUCCAUUCCUUGGAGAGGGUUGAGAGGAAAAAGCCUAGUACAAUUUUCUUUGCUCUAUCCAAAGUAUGGUGAUUCGAUCGUGAAACUCCUAUUGGACUUUGCGGCUCAGCACCCUGAUUCCCCGCAUGCUGCACAAUUUCAAGUUAACGCAGGGGACAAUUCCAACUUGACCGCCCUAUCAUAUGCCGCGUUAAAGGGAAACGUCGCCGCCGUCAAGCUGUUGCUGGCACGGGGCGCAGAUAUUCAUGCAGUGGAUCAUAAAGGAUGGACUGCGCUGUUCUGGGCCGUAUGGGCGAGAAGCCCACAGGUCGUUGCGAUUUUGCUGAAGAAGGGGGCAAAUGUCCAUGCUGCUGAUGAAAAAGGGUUACAGCCCCUGAAUCACGUAUUGAAGAAUCGGAUGCCGAAGAAGGCAAACAAAGUCGGCAAGACUCUACUAGAGCAUGGCGCCAGCUUCAAUGACGCCAUCACCAUCGAGCAACUUCCUAAGGCUUUGAGCUGCGCCGCACAGAUUUGGCGACUAGACUAUAUACGAAUGCUGCUAGAUCGCGGCGCAGACGUCAAAGCACCUUCGAACAAAAACGGCUGGACAGCGCUGCUGGCUGCUUCGAAACAUGGUCAACUAGGUGUUGUAAGGCUAUUACUCGACCGCGGCGCAGAAGUCGACGCAUCCACUCGAAGAGGGAAAACAGCUCUGCACUUAGCCGCAGAGAAUGGAUAUCUGCAUGUUGUAAUGCUGUUGCUUGAUAAAGGCGCAAACAUCCUCGCUAUGGACGAUAAGGGACGCUCGGCAUUGUCCCUGGCGAUGGGCUCUGUCCACCGGAACGUCGUUGACUUCCUCAUUAACCACGGCGCUAAUUUGAGCUCGCGAACCCGAGAAGGAGACGAUGCUUUGUUCUGGGCAGCGUCAAGGGGCCGUUUGGAGACAGUAAAGCUUCUCGUUGCGAAGGGUUUGGAUGUCAACGCUGCCAACAGUGAUGGGAAAACGCCCUUGUUUGCUGCGGCGUGGAACGGCCAUAGAGAUCUUGUCAACUUCCUGCUUGACCAAGGGGCUAGCAUCAACCACAAGAACAAAAAGUCUUCUACCGCAAUUAUGGAAACGAUUGAUUCCAUGGCCGCAUAUGUCUUGGACUGUUUCAAUCGUGGCCGGGAGGGUAGAAAGGUCCCCCAUGCGCAUCAUCACGCGCUACUUGAUACGCUAGGGAUUCUGGUCUCACGAGGAGCUGAUAUGGCUGUACUCGACGAAUUUCGCUAUUUCAGAAGUGACCACAAGAAGAGGUUCAAGGCUGAAAGAAUUCGUAUGUGUGACGGCGAACGUGUGUUCUCAACAGUAUUUGUAGACGAGGAAGAUCAAACUCAAGCGAUUGCGGGGGUGGAAUGGAAUCCGUUGGAUGAGUUAGUUUCAGCCUAG
Molecule: messenger RNA, 6600 nt
Organism: Colletotrichum truncatum
Lineage: Eukaryota; Fungi; Ascomycota; Sordariomycetes; Glomerellales; Glomerellaceae
Product: Ankyrin-3-like protein 4
Biological process (GO): protein phosphorylation
Molecular function (GO): protein kinase activity; protein binding; ATP binding
Source: RefSeq, a predicted model, not a curated record